Molecule: messenger RNA, 452 nt
Organism: Chara braunii
Lineage: Eukaryota; Viridiplantae; Streptophyta; Charophyceae; Charales; Characeae
Source: the annotation of a GenBank genome assembly
CCGAUGAAGCAGCCCAAUGUUGCUUGAUGACUUUGAUUGACCAGUCUGCCUUCAUCAACAUCAGGAGUCACCUCAUCUUCCACGGCAAACCAACGAAGAUGGAGCGCAUACACCUUAAUAUAACAGGAGAGAGAAUGGCCGAGUUGAGGACUUAUAUUCCCGACUUCGAUUUCCAUAAUAGUUAUCAAACGUGUGCAGUGGUUGGGACUUCGCCCAAGUUGUUAGCACAUCAAGAUGGUCAUGCAAUAGAUGCGAAUGAUAUUGUUUUGCGGUUUCACGACACCCCUAUCAAGGUACACAUGAGGAAUUCGAUGAAUACGGGCAUAAUACUUCAAGUUGCAGCGGGACUUUCUCGGCUGAAUCUGGCCUUAAUUACAAUCAGAUGCAUCUUGAAAAACCCCUGUGCGAGUAUGCUUUAGUAGGAAGAAAAGUAACAAAAUCAGGAUGGUCAU